Molecule: messenger RNA, 174 nt
Organism: Dentiscutata heterogama
Lineage: Eukaryota; Fungi; Glomeromycota; Glomeromycetes; Diversisporales; Gigasporaceae
Source: the annotation of a GenBank genome assembly
AUGAAUAUUCUUGAGCAAAAAUUGAUAUAUAGUACUCUUCAUAAAGUAUACAAAGUAGUGUUGCAAAAGGCUCUAACAAAUAAAUCAAAAUCACAAUGUCUUGUCAAGGUUUUACAAGAAUUUGUAGAUGAGAAUGAUGAAUCUGAAGAAUUUUGUAAUAAUGAAAGUAGUUAG